AUGAUGGGGCACCCCGUUCGACGGGAGGUGAUGCCCUCCUACCGACUCCCACUCCUGGUCCCAACUACAACAGACCUGGGCUUGGGUUUGCCCUCUCUGAUGGUCCGAGCCGACUCAUCAACCUCGACCUCAACCUCGACCUCAACCUCGACCUCAUCCUGUAGCGGGGGUUCGUGUGAAAAAGCCACCAGUGACUUGGAUACGACGAUUUUGCCUGUGGUAUUUGGUGCCGGUAUUCCGAUUAUUGGUGCUAUAAUUGCGUUUAUCAUCCUUCACCGGAAACAUGUGAAGAAAUUGCGACGUGAGGAUGCGGAGGAUAAGCACAAGUCUCUGGAUUUCGGCCUCGGCGACGUGAAGCCUCAGCGACAGCGUCAAGGCCCCAAUGGAAUGCCCCAAAUGAUGGAGCCUAGCCACGGCAAGGGAAUGUCUCUUGACGUUUAUCCUUAUCUGAUGCCCCCGGGUCUCCACAGCUCUCGAGACUCCUUACAUUCCAUAUCCCGAUCGAUCGACGAUGCCAAGUACCGCCCCGCUACUUUUAUCACAAAUGAUGACGCCUCCGUUAUGUCCUUCCCAAGAUCUCGAGAUGAUGCAUCUAGCAUCACAGGGUCAACCCACCGGUAUGGUGCCUCAGAGGAGCCUAACUCAGGCCUUCUUCGGAACGCACAACGAAUGUCUCGCUCAUCACCACCUUUGCACCACCGCCCUUCGGAUGAGCCGACCUCACCACCGCCUGCCCACCUACACCAUAACUAUCCUGGUCCGGUCCCGGGUCUGGCGUCUUAUCCUGAGGAGAACGAUAGACAUGCACGUGGACUAGCACUUGGCAGUCCUACUGCUGAGUCCAAUAUCCAUGAGCGAACGGCUUCAUCUCCCGCGCCAGAACCGCAGUUUAAUUUGCCAGAGCCGCAGUUCAACUUGAGCUCGGCAUCGGAGCUUCAUUUUGAUAUCCCAAUGCAUGCGCAAAGUAACGAUUCGGGCACGUUCUCCGAGGAUCGUCCUAAUUUCCCGCUGCCAGACUCAGUGUCACCUCCGAGUCACCACGCGGAACCUGCUCAGGUGCCUGUCACACAACUCCCUCGUAUCUCAUUGCCGGCGAGCGACAUCACCAGCAGUGACUAUGGCGAUGACCACCGCAAGUCCGAACUGAUGAUACCGGCGGUGAAUAUCCACAGCGCCGAGGAGGCAGAAAAUCAAGAAAACAAUAAGUUACCAGAGCUUCCGGAGGAACCUCAAACCCUGGAUCCCGUCUAUGAUGCUCGUCGUGAUACCCGCCGGUUGACUCUCGGUGUGCGACCAUUGCCCCCAGAGGACCCGGCCGACAACCCGGAGCAGCGUGCCAACCGGAUUCGCUCCUUUUACAAGGAGUACUUCGACGAUAGCAAGCGAGAGACCACUUAUUAUGAUGACUAUGGCCCCGAAAUCCACGAGGGUAGCUAUAUAUAUGAUCCAACCAACGGAGAUUACUUCGAUGCGGCCCCUCCUGCUCCGUUUGCUGAGCCAGUAGGCCGCCGGGCCAUGACUCCUCCGCCUCGAGCUCCUCCCCGGUUCCAAGGAGCUGCUCGUCAUAUGGCUACCAACUCGGCCGGGGGUGGCUACGGUGGCCCCGGACCUCGUGCCUUUUCCUCUGCUUCUGGCCAAGUUCCUGGUCCCAAAGCGGCCCGCCGUCCAAUGCCUCCUCCCGCACCGCUUCAAGUGCUUCCCACCCCUCAUAUGUUGAAUGACGAUUCCAUUCUGAUGGCAGCCGCUUUUGCUCCUGGCAAGAAUUAUCGAGAUCAACAGUCAGGUCGUGCCGAAACGCCAACCGGUGGCAUGCAACCUUACAGCCCUGGGCUACGGGCUCACACUCCCUUGAUAUCUUCGUUUGAUGAUCUUGCUGUGAUUCCCAGCCCUCAUGCCCUCCGCAAGUCCGGCACUUUCACAUCUCUGGACUUUGCGCCGCCACCCCGGUUCAAGAACGCGGAUGGUGGCAGUGACGCUGGUAGCAUUCGCAGUAACCGAACGGGCAUCUCCAACACCCACAUGAACAACAUUCGGAUGGGUAACUAUCGGGUUAGCCGUCUGCCCACUGAAAUGGUUGGCACCAAGGAUGAUAUGUUCACAAGUCUGCGUCCGGAAUGGGGCAUGAAUAGAUAA
Messenger RNA from Penicillium odoratum, 2133 nucleotides. RefSeq lists its product as uncharacterized. Lineage: Eukaryota; Fungi; Ascomycota; Eurotiomycetes; Eurotiales; Aspergillaceae. Bases 1 to 2133 code for a protein of 710 amino acids. The transcript is spliced from 3 exons. The record is from RefSeq and is a predicted model, not a curated record.